GCGCCCAUGACGAUGCUGCUGGACGGAGGGCCGCAGUUCCCGGCGCUGGGGGUGGGCGGCUUCGCGGCGCCCCGCCACCACGAGAUGCCGGGCCGCGACCCCGCCGCCGGGAUGGGACUGGGCCCCUUCGGGGACUCCUCGCACGCCGCCGCCGCCUUCAAGCUGAACGCGGCCCCGCACGACCUCGCCGCCGGGCAGAGCUCCGCGUUCACCCCCCAGGCUCCCGGCUACGCCAGCGCGCUCGGCCACCACCACCACCACCACCACCACCACGCCGGCCAGGUGCCCUCGUACGGCGGGGCCGCCGCCUUCAACUCCACCCGCGACUUUCUGUUCCGCAACCGCGGCUCCGGGAUCGCGGACGCGGGCUCCGGCACGGCUCAGCACGGCCUUUUCGGCGGCUCUCCCGGAGGUUUGCACGGCCCCGGCGGCAUCCCGGACAGCCCGGGCUACCUGCUCUUCCCCGGGCUCCACGAGCAGAGCCCGAGCCACACGUCCCCCGGCGGGCACGUGGACAACGGGCAGAUGCACCUGGGGCUGCGCGGGGACCUCUUCGGGCGGCCGGAUCCGUACCGCGCCGUCUCCAGCCCCCGCACGGACCCUUACGGCGGGGCCCAGUUCCACAACUACAACCACAUGAACAUGAAUAUGGGCGUGAACGUGGCCGCUCAUCACCACCACCACCAUCAUCACCACGGGCCCGGGGCUUUCUUUCGGUACAUGCGGCAGCCCAUCAAGCAAGAGCUGUCCUGCAAGUGGCUCGACGAGAGCCAUCUCAGCCGGCCCAAGAAGAGCUGCGACAGGACUUUCAGCACCAUGCACGAGUUGGUCACCCACGUCACCAUGGAGCACGUCGGGGGUCCGGAGCAGAACAACCACAUCUGCUACUGGGACGAGUGCCCGCGGGAAGGCAAAUCCUUCAAGGCGAAAUACAAACUGGUCAACCACAUUCGGGUGCACACGGGGGAGAAGCCCUUCCCCUGCCCCUUCCCCGGCUGCGGGAAGAUCUUUGCCCGCUCCGAGAACCUCAAGAUCCACAAGCGGACGCACACAGGUGAGAAGCCCUUCAAGUGCGAGUUUGAGGGCUGCGACCGGCGCUUCGCCAACAGCAGCGACAGGAAGAAACACAUGCACGUCCACACCUCGGACAAGCCCUACAUCUGCAAGGUGUGCGACAAAUCCUACACCCACCCCAGCUCGCUUAGGAAACACAUGAAGGUGCACGAAUCCCAGGGCUCGGACUCUUCCCCUGCAGCCAGUUCAGGCUAUGAGUCCUCCACCCCCCCGGCGGUGGGCUCGGCCGGCAGCAAGGACUCCACGAAAACGCCGCCGGCAGCCCUGCAAGGGAACCCCGGCCACAACCCCGGCCUGCCCCCCAAUUUUAACGAGUGGUACGUGUGAAGGCAGCGGCUGCCUGGCCAGAGACUGGACCAAACGCCUUGGGAACGAGGCAGAAAGGACAAGCCAAGCCCACUGCAGCUCGCCCCCACGGAAAUGGAGUUUCCACACCGACGACCGCAUAGGGCUAGUUAACUGCCAGGAGCCGGAGGGGGGUGGGGGUGGGGGGGGCAUCAUUUAUUAUUAUAUUAUAAUUAUUACUAUUUUUUGCAAGCCGAGACGCUGGACUAGCCAUGUCCUUUUCUCAGGAUUGGAUUUCUUUUUUUUUUUCUUUUUUUUUUUUCUUUUUCUUUUUUCUUUUCUUUUUUUUUGCAGUCGUUCCUUUGAUUUAUUCUUUCCCCUCUCCCUGCCCAGUACCUCUUCCUCCGAUUUCCCCCCACUUUUUACUUUUAAUUUUGUUUUGGUUUUCUUCUUCUUUCGGUGGGAUGUUGACAUGAGGAUGAAAAUUCUCCUUCGCCUUAGUGGUGAUUGUUUAAACUUACAGUCUUAAACCAUGCCAAAGUCCUGUUAUGUCUUGAACUUUCCUCUCUAGCUCUCCUGCUGCUUCUCUCUCUGCUCUCCUCCUCUUUCUCCUUCUCUCUCUCUCUCUCCAAGCAUUACACUUGUGAAUGUAUUCUCAUCUGAUGGGGUCGGUCAGUAUUUUUCAGGAUGAGGAUGUGGUGUUUAUUCUACCCAGAUUGUGACGUUUAGUAUAACAGUUGCCUUUUUGUAAUAACUUUUUUUGUAAAUACAUAUCCAUGAUGCCAUAUUUAUCGUUCGUAAUUUAAUUAUUGAUACAAAGUGCCGGGAACUGAACAAUAUUUAUGGGGGAGAAAAAAAUUGUUUUCUAACAAAAAAAAAAAAAAAUACAAACAGCAACAACAACAAAAAAAAAUUCAACUCUGUACAGCUUUUGGCUAUAACUGCUUUAGCAUUAAAAGUUUAUUGUUUUGGAAAGAGCCCCCGAGAGCCGUUUUUGACCUCCUUCGUGUCCCCUCCCCCUCCCUUUUCGGGGGCCGUCGUGGGCCGGUUCGGGUCCGCGCCGUUGUUUUGGGGCCGGCGAUGCGGGAGAAGCGUCCCGCUCCUCGCUGCCGCUUUUUCUCCUGCCUUUUUGUCCCCGCCCUCCGCUUCGCAUCCCUUCCCGAGCCGACGGAGCCCGGAGCGCGGCGGCGCCGACGGAGAGGAGCCCCGGGGGCAGCGGGGCCGCCCGACGGUGAGUACGGGGCCGGGAGCCGGCAGAGGGCUGCUUCCCGGAGGGGGACACGGGAGACUUCGAGGCGCGCCGGACUUAGUCCGUUAUCGUCUGCUUUUGUUGUUUUGUUUUCGUUUUGCUUUUUUCUUUAUUUCCGAUCAGGAUUCGACAAAGCGUCCCCAUCCCCAGGAGAGCUGAGCCGGGGAACUCCAACGCCGCCGAGGAGCCUCAAACAACCGAAGCGACGGUGGAAAACCUCUCCUCUCAAAGUUCCGUGCUCCGCUCCGGGAGACGCCCAGCACCGCACGGGCUGCGGCGGGACGAGGCGGCUCCGUGUCCCGGCGGUGCGCGGCCGCUGCUCCCCCCGGUGCCGCAGUCGCAUCGUCCUCGGAGCUCUCUGCGGGUGGGGACCCCCCGGGCCGCGCACCUCCGCCGUCCGGGAGCGGCCCCCCCCCGACGGGUCCGUCUUGAACUUGACUCGGGGACGCCGCGAGCUGCCGGGGCUGUCCCGUCUCCUCUCGCAUGAUGCUCGGGCGAGCGGCCCACGGGAUACUGAAUACUUUAAAAAUUAACCUUCAGCGAAUUUCUGAUCUCUCCACAUCCUCCCCCCUCCCCGAAAAAAAAAAAAAAAAAGAAAAAAAAGUUAAAAAAAAAAAAAAGUCUUUUUAUCUGGCAGGAAAAGAAAGGAGAAAGAUAGACAGCAGUGUCCGGUGCUGCACGUCUGAAAAACAAAACAAACAAACAAACAAAAAUCCCAAGCCCGGUAAAGGCAGCUUUUCCACCUACACUCAUUGCUGAUUUUUUUCCCCUUAAAACAGUUGCAGGGUUCCCCCCGAGGUGCCCGGCCAGCCGUGCUCCCGCUGCUCGAUGCCGUGUGAGCCCUCGUUGUGCGUGGAGCCCCGGAGCCGCGCCGGGCCAGGAGGAGCAGAGCCGCCUGGGGCCGUCGGGUUUCCCUCGGACGCCCACCUGUGUCGUGUCUGCUUCAGCCUCAGAAAGGUGCCGGUAGGCUCGGAUUUGUUACUGCUUUGGUUGGAAGCGGGGAGGCGUGGGGUGUUCAGGGCUCCGUGGAGGUCCCCCGGGCUGAGGGCUCUGCCCUGGGCAGCUGGAGUAGUUUGGGAUGUGAGCUUCGAUGGCACCACGGCCCUUUAUGGUUGUGCUGGUUCCUGCCGUGCCGACCCUGAUAAGUUGUGUCCGUGGGUUUGCAGCACGGCUCCAGCCGUGUUCCUAGCAAGGGCUUAAAUCCGGCGUCCUGUGUCAUUUGCCUCCUCUGGGUCACUCGCAGCCUUGGGGUUUCCCCAUCCAGCCUUCAGAUGGGGAAUUGGGAGCAGACCGCUGUCUGCACCCCGCUGAGGUCAGGGCCUCCCUGCUGAGGCUGCUGCUCUACAGCACCCCCAAAAAAGGGGGCAGGGGCAGCUGGGUUGUUCGUGUGUCUUUUGGAAUGGAGGUGAUGUUUGGGAUGGGUGUACACGGGGCUGGCAGCCUGUUUUGGGGCUAUGAGAUGCUUUCAGAGCGAGAUGCUUGGGGUUAGCAGUGAGGGGAGGGGGCAGCAGGGCUGUGUCCCUAUGAACAUCAUGCUGUGCUGCUGCUGAGUGCUUGUGGAUAAAUAAGGAUCUUUUUCUUUCUGUAAAAGAAGCUAAAAGGCUCCAUUCCUCACUUUGGCCCAUAUUAGAGAGACUCGGACAGUCCUGGAGCACGGGAUACUCUUGCUUUAUUCCUGCAUUCCUUAGGCUGGUUGUGGGGUGAGCUCCUGAACGCAGUGCCAGGGCCUGGCAGUGGGGCAUCCUCUGUGCUCACAGUUUGGGGUUUCUCCCUGCAAACAGGGCAGGGUGGUGCUGGUGAAACAGGUGCCCCGUUAGCACAGCUCUCGGUGCGUCGUUAAGAAUGGAUCUGGCGUUGCACCCUGAAGGGUCCCAGGACUGCGCACAAAAAGGGGCCGUGUUCUGCUGUCCUCUCUCAGGCUGGCAGCCCUCUUGAAGUUGCUCCAUGAGCGGGAUUAGGUGGAUUUGUCCCCAAAUAAACAGAACUCAGGAUGGUUUUCUAGAAGGGCUAACAUGGUGAUUCAUUGUGCUAUAAAGAACCCAAGCAGAGGCAGGCAAUGAGCUGGAGCCAUUCCUUUUCUACCACGCUUUAUGAGCCAUGAAUAUUUUGAUUCCUUUGGUGUCAUUGUUUGCGCGUAUCUGUAUCUGUGUCUGGUGUAACCCAAUGAAAAUAAUAUAUAUUUUUUCAAGCUCUGUGCGUGCUGUUGGCUGCACGCAGUGGGAAGGCAGUCCCAAAGGCGUUUGAUCAGGUUGUGCACAAGUGUCUCAGAGCUACAGCACCAGGAAUUAAGUUCCUUUAGUAACUCUGCUGGCUGCAAAGCCCUCAUUCCCAAAGCGGUGGUGGGCUGCAGCAUUGUGUUUGCAUCUCUUCUUUUGUUUUUUUUCCAUACAGUGUUCCCAGAUUAAACAUAUUACACACUAACUAACUGCAGCUUUUUCAGCCGAGCCUAACUUUUGGAUAAGCCAUCCCCUCUAUUGAUGCUUUCGGCACGACCAAACUAUAUGGAAAGCACCUCUGCAGAGACGCGCGCUUGUUUUGGACAGGCAAAACUCUAGAGGAAGCUUUAAAUUCUUUGCAGAAAUCUAAUUGUAUCGGGCAGAAGGAAAGAAUUUGCGUCGUGUUGACUUAUCUGUGCCUUCAUCCCUGGAGCUGAGCCAUUUGGUUCACCUCGCCGUGCCGUUUGCAUGCUUUAAAAACACGCUGUGUGCCCCGCGAGUGCUGCUCAGCACAGUGCUCGGAGGGCUGUAACAGUGCACAGAGGGAGCGAGGGCCGUCCUGCUGAAGGCUGUAUCAGAGGCUUGCAGGGAUGGAAGGCAGCAGCGUAGCUUUGUGUUACGAUGUGAGUUUUUACUCUUGGUUAACCAGGCUUGAAGGGUAUGGUGCAGCAUGGAGCCAGGCCUGCUUCCCCUCACCAUCCCAGCUUUUGGUGGCUUCGGGGGCAGAAAUGAGUGCUGGGCCUUAUCCGUGGGCCGUGGCCUUGUGCUGAGAGGUCACAGCGGGGUGGGAGACGUCAGCUUUGGGUUUCUGCUUGCUGCACAGAGAGCACUGAUGUGGGGAAGGCUGGCGGCAGGCAGGGCGUCCCGACAGGCAGUGAGCACAGCCCUGAAAUAGGCUGCCCUGCAAGAAAUACACUGCCCUGCAAGAAAUACGCUGCCCACCACCUCCUCUCUGAAUCCCUCCCCAGUUUCACUGAGACAAUAAUAUAUUGCAAAAAUACUCUUUCAUUAUUAUUAUUAUUAUUAUUAUUUAAAUGACCGUUUUUUGCUGCUUUCUGUACUUUGCACGACACAGUUCUCACCCUGUUUUGAUCAGCAAGGUGUUUUUGUUCCCUUUUCCCCUGUUUUUCUCCUUAUUUUCAUCUGUCGAGUGCUUGUUUUUGCCCGCGUUAGCAGGACGCAGUUGAAUUGAAGGUUUCAUGUGUUGGGGCCGCGGAGAGAAAUUUGGCCAUAACUUGAGGGAAAGUCUGAUGUGGGGCUGAGGGACGGUCUCGAAUUCAGGGCUAAAUCUCUGUGCAGCGGAUGGUGUGCGCAGAGUUCUCAGCCCCACGCUGAGCCACGCGGGCAGAGCUCUGCUGCUCACUGGUGCAGAUGGUCCCCAGACUCAGCAAUUCCCACAAUAUUCCUAUUGACUAAAAAAGAAGAUGCCGCAGCUGUCAGCCACCCACCUUUAAGGACCGCUCUGAAACAGCAUUGCUUCGUUUGGCAAAGUGCAGCAAGAAGAAGAAAGGGGAUUUUUUUUCCCCCCCUUUUCCCCUGUUUUUUUCUUUCCCUUCAGUGUUGUGAGCCUCACUUGCCAGAUUUCAUUUCGCCUUUUGUUGUGAAGCUGUUUAGACCAAAGAAGCAUAACGUACCUGUGCUUCGGAGCGGGGUCUGAGCUUCCAUUUAAUUGCCUGAAUCUGGAAGUUGAAUUGUAUUUAAAAAGAAAUGAGGCUAUUAAUAAUAAUCUAAGAACUGGCAGCGCUGUGGCGGUAAAAUAUAGAUUUAAUUUUUAAUCUUGGGCCUGCAGAAGUGUUUUAAAAUAAUGCAGUAAGUGGGGAUGAUUUACUUUAAUGUCUUUGCAAGCACUCCGUUUGUAUUUAAAAUGAGAUUCCGGCGUGACGUUGCAAUCUGCCCUUCUUUCUGUUUCCUUUUCGCUCUGUGCUGGUGCGGGAGGAGCAGGCGGGCAAAGGAGCAAAGGAGCAGGAACUGUGCCUUGAAGAUUCUCCCUGCGCCUUCAGGAGGAUGCUGGGCUGAGCCAAAAUCAAAGCGCUCUGCUGUGCUCGCGCUGUGCUGCUGAGGAGUUGGUUUCAGAGGAGUUCCCUCAGCCGGUCAGAGAUCUCAGGUUGGAGAUUUAUUUUCUUGCUAAAGGGGGGGAAAAAUGUAAUUAAAAGACCUGAGUAACGCUCAGUUCCUUUAUAAAAAUUACAAGCAGACGUGGGGCAUUGUGAGAAUGGUGAUGUUGAUAAAAAGACUUGGUGGGCUGUGUGGAAACCCACAUGUGAGUGGUUUCAGCAAGACCCCACCUGUGUCCCUGGCUGUGAUUUCUGUUAGCUUUGCUUUGCAUUCGCACUCUCUUUGUAUGUUUACUAUACCAGCAUCAACCGUGUCAGCUGUAUGGUGAUGUCUGUAAUCAGAGGACAGAGCAAAACAGAGUGUGCUCACAUCUGGGUCUGUUAAGAGCCACACUCUCAGCGUCUGUGGCACUCAAACAGCUUUUUAGACAUUUCUAACACAAACUUGGGCACCCGCAGUAUGAAAGCAAGGUUUGUUCUUGUCGUUCAUCUUUCAUCCCAGCUAGGUGAAAAAAUAGUCUUGAUUAGAAUAGUUUGCAUCAGUGCUGUGGUUUUGUCACGCUUCUACUUCAUUGUUUUACCAUAGCUUAAGAAAGAGUUUCUUUCCAGGCUGACAAUAAAUUACUGUGAAAGAAAGAAGUCAGCGUCAGUGCCCCCUACAAAGCUCCCAAUCACGGAGGCAUCAGCAAAACGUGGAUGUUCUGAAAACGUUUUCUUCUUUUCAGUAAUAUUCUGUUCUUAAUCUUGGGCAGCCUUGUGCAUAUAAGCUCGUCGUCAGUGCGAGUAAAUCGUGCCCAGCAGUAGGGCGGGCACAAGGAAGGGGGCAUAGGAGAAAUACUGCAUUUCAUAAACACAAUCACCAGAGCAUUAGGAGAGCAAACAUGUGGUUUUAUGAACAUAGUUAUAAAUAUUUAAACAUGCAAAAUGAAAACGUUGCUAAAUGUCUGCUUUUCAUUAUCUUUCAAUGAACGUUUUCGUUCUUGGAAGCCUUGUUGGCUGUCUGCAGAAAGCGAUCACCACCCCCUCCCCAAAAUGAAUGAUGCGUAAUGCGAAAACGUGUUAAAAUGCACAGUUGUUUGUAAUAUCUUCUACCAAAGUGGAAGGCAUUCUACCAAAUUUGGUAUUCUAUUGAAUCCCAGAGUAUCCUUGCCCCACAAACAGGAACCAGCCUGCUUCUGUCAGCAACUUUCUUGCUGGAUGUUAGGAAAAAUCUGAGGGCAGCUUUGGAAAUAGAUGCCGCUUAAUGCACUUGGAGACGUGUCCUGUGAUCCUUCUCCUUCCUACAGAAGUCAACGAAAGAUGCCACAGCUGAUUUUACCAUCAUGAAUACGUUGCUUUGAAAAUUCAGCAAGUGUUCAAGCAUUUCCCAUGCCUCCAUGGAAGGGUUUGGAGGCUGCAGGGGGAAUUUCAUGCUGGGGAGCCGCGGUUCUGCCCCUGGAUGGGCUGUUGCAGGGGUGUGAGUCUGCGCCUUUAAAUAGGAGCAUGGCAAGCCGCAGCAGUAUGGGUUGUGCAAUUUUGCUUGCGUGAGUGGAGGCCUGUGAAAGAGCUGGGGCCACGCUGUGCAUCACUGUUCGUAAUAAGGCAGGUGUCUGGAUCCUGGGAUCCUGCUCUCUUGGCUUCAUUCCUGCCCGGUUGUUAUAUUCCUGCAAUGCUCUGGCUGGGCCGUGUAUGUCACGGGAGAAGAUGCCGAUUUUAUUUAUUUAUUUGUUUUCUAAACGCACCGGGAAACCCGUUUUCUAUUAGUUCCAUAUUUAAUCCUGGGCGCCGUGAGUUUCUGCUGUGCUGGGCAGAGCACGGCAUGCCGCGCUGGCACGCACACACGUGCCUGCUGCUCGCUGCAUGUUCCUCCUGCAGUUGCUCCCACCAAUAAAUCCGCACUUGCCGCAGUCAGAAUGGAAAUCUUAAAGACAAAGGAUUCGACUGGGCAGUUUUUAUUGCUGUGAUAGAGCAGAAGGCCUCAAAUUAAGGGACGGUGCCUGCGUGGAUGCCGUCUCCUGCCAGCACUGCGCCGGUACCAAGGACUGUAAAGGGUUUCUUACUACUGUGCUGCAGCAAAUCCCAAAGAAAUGGUGGAUGAGAAGUGAACAUGGAGGAGCAUGGGGCCCCUGCCCUGUGCAAAGCUGCCCUGGCACAGCUUGCAGGGCCAUGGCCGGCUGCAGUGCGUGGGCACAGCCGGUCCCGUUCCCAUGCCGGGGCUGUGGGAUGGAGCCUGCUGGCAACCCCAACCCAGGGCUGGUUUCUGGGGGCAGGCGUGGUGGGGCUGCUCCCUGUGUGCUUACGUCAAUGCAGACCUUUCCACGGACUCCAGUCUGGGUUGGAUCAAGCCUUGCAUGGUUGUGGCCCUUGUGCAUUUCAAAACUGUAUUAAUCUAUAUCUGGAUCCCAAUGGGGCACUCGGGAUGAGCUGAGCUCAAACAAUCCUUGGCAGGAGGGACAGAGUGGAGUUGGCGGGGAUUUUUGUCCUGUUAUUGGUUACUUGGGGGAAGGAAUGUAUGCACCAGUUUAAUAUAUGACAACUUGAGGUCUGUCAUCUUAAGCAUAUUAGAAAAGCCUCAUUUUUAACAAAUCCCAGAGCGUUCGGCAGGCAUCGUGCUGCAGCUGCACUGGGACCAGGCAAUGGCUGUGGAUGGAGGCAUGGGGCUGCUUGCUGUCUCAGUGCAUGGUUGGGACAGCUCUGAGGCCGCUGGGGGAUGGACCCUGGGCCGCUCACCCCUUGGUUGGGGGAUGGAUGGGGAGACAAAAGUCCUGGGGCAGAGAAAAGCUGGCAAAUGAGACAGCAUCAGUGCAGCCCAUAGAGCCCAUGCACUAAAAGCUUUUCCUGUCUGGUUCAAUGCGUCCCCAGUGAAUUUGGCUAGGGAGUUACAUACUGAGCUCAGAGGAGACUUUCUUCUCUAUGGUAAAAUCUUCAAAAAAACUUCCUAAAGACCUUGAGAUAGAUUUUACACUCUCUAUCAGUGUGAUAUUUCCUCCAGUGAAAAUAAGGAUUGAUGCUUCUGUUGGAAAUGGUCUUGUAUAAAUUCAUCCUUUCUGCUUUUCCUCUCUGGAUUUCUAAAGUAUGAAAAAUUCAACCUAGUAAAGACUUUUCAGCAAGUUUAUUUGGGUUUGUUGCAUCAAGCACAAGAAAUUCAGUCCAGGUAGCUGUUUUACCCUAACAUGGUUAGGAAGGAAGGAGGAAACUUAUUCUGUUGUAUUUCGGUUUGGUUCGGGGGUGGGGAGGAGUUUGGAAAACAGCUUUCUCUAUUUUUACCAAGCAUUAUUUUCAUUUUUCUCAAUCGACGCAGCACCCAAGCUCUUAGCAAGCUGCUGCCUUCAACAACAUCCCCAUAAGGAGCAAACUGAAACAGCACAAGGAGUAGAUGUCAGCCUCAGACUGACAACUGCGCUUCUGGGUAAUCUAAUGCCAUUUUAAUAUCUUGCUUUUAAUUCAGCUCAGCGAAUGCUUUGAUGGACACGGCACUGAUGCUCGUGAGCCCGAGUUCAGUUGUUAGUGCCAUGUCAGAAAUUAUUUUUCACAGACGACUGUAGCUGGAGCGUCAGCUCCCAUUAUGUGUAUUAAGUGUAUCGGUAUAUAUUAAGUAUAUAUGACCUCUGAGAUUCUGGGCUAGCACGCUGCAUUUUGUAGCCUUUGGUUUGCUCCUGCGGUGACAAGAACAGAAGGUCUCUGGUUAACUUUUGACCAUUGACAUAUUAAAUGAAGAUGCGCGUUUGAGCAACAUCAGUGAUUUCAAUUGACUCAUCAAUUGCCAUUGCAUAGCAGUCUUCAUGUUUCACUUUGGUAACAAGCUGAUCUGCCACAUCUGAUGCCAGCAAUUCAGUCCUUCAAACAAAUGACAUGUUUGAUAAAGAAAUCUUUUUAAAUUCAUUAUGCACUUUGGCUUUUGUCUUUCCUUUUAAUACAGCAUCUGUUGCAGCCGGGAUGCAUUCCUUGAUCGUUUCUGAGUCUGCCAUUAUUUUUCUGCCUGCCCAGUGUCCCAGGGACGUGAAACGAAGCCGCUGCGCUUUGCUGCCGAGCACUGAAACUCUGCACCAACAUUCAAUUUGAUCUCUCGGAACUGACUGCAAUAAAGUGGUUUCGUCAGCACACACUUGUGAUAAAAAGGCGACACGAAGAAAGCCAGCGAGCUGAAAGGCCCUGCGUUUUCCUGGGAAGACAAUAGGAUAUCUGGCUCUUUAUUUGUUUCGUGGAUUCCUUGUGCAGCCAUUUAAAUUCAGCCGAAGGCUCCAAAUGUCUAAACUUUAUCCUGGGCAUUUUAUUUAUUUUUUUUUCAGUGCUGGAAAGGAAUAGAGUUAAGUGUCCCAAGGGGAGUUUUAUAGAAAAUGCUAUGUGCAAUGUUAAUGAGUUGGGAAGGGGUCGUAUGUUUUUUCAUAUAGAGCCUAUGCAGGAACAAAUAUGGAACCGGAGGAGAAACCAUCUGCAGGGACCCAGUGAGGUGUGCCAGCGGGUGAUCCUGGGCUGCUGUCACCCCUAAAUGAUGAACAAAAGACUUCAAUCCCAAGAGCCCCCCGUGCCCCUGCAUGGCUCUGUGCUGGGCUGGGUGAAUAGCCGGGGCUGGAAGAAAUGACAAACUUCUUGGGUGCCACAAGAGAUUGCUUCAGCGUUACUGAUCCUCACUCUGCUCGUUACUGAAAAUGCAUCCAGCAGCUAUAUGGGUCAGACUGCUAAAUUUGUAGACACGGAGUGUCAGGAAGCCUUUUUGUCAACUUCGUACCGUUUAGUAUAUUUGUCCUCAAGUUCAAAGCAAUCCUGGCCCCAGACUUGUGAUAUUUUCUGCCCUUUCCCCUUUCUGUUGACUCAGGCCUCUUCCCUUUGAGGUCAACAUCAAAAUAAAGAUGUAUGUUUCCUCAGCCUGA
This is a messenger RNA of Gallus gallus (chicken), 11728 nucleotides long. RefSeq names its product Zic family member 3 (gene ZIC3). Gene Ontology annotation, biological process: regulation of transcription by RNA polymerase II; central nervous system development. NCBI's taxonomy places the organism in Eukaryota, Metazoa, Chordata, Aves, Galliformes, Phasianidae. The transcript has 3 exons. Gene Ontology annotation, molecular function: DNA-binding transcription factor activity, RNA polymerase II-specific; RNA polymerase II cis-regulatory region sequence-specific DNA binding. The record is from RefSeq and is a predicted model, not a curated record. Bases 7 to 1401 code for a protein of 464 amino acids. Gene Ontology annotation, cellular component: nucleus.